AUGGGCUUUUUUAGCAAGUCCAUUAUGGGUUCGGCCAGGUUCACAAUGGGACAGUCGGGUGGUGAAGGACGGGCCCAAUAUAUCCAGGAGGAUCAUCCUGAAAAGUUCCUAGGUUAUUCGACCAGUACGGAUUCCAUUCUUAAUCCUCCAAGAGCUCCAAAGGUCCGUGAUUUUCAUUUUGGCAGACAUAAUUUUUUAGCAUUGCAAGUUACUUGUGGAAGGCAGAUAAUUAGAAGUAGCCGAAUCAUUGGUGGUCAAGAUACUUAUGAUGGUGAACACCCCUGGAUGGUUUCUCUUAGAAAAACGGGCGAGCAUUUCUGUGGAGGUGCCAUUAUCCAUUCUCAAUGGGUUUUAACAGCGGCUCAUUGCGUCGGAACUUCUCUAAAUACUGCAAUAUUUGCAAGAAUCGGCGAAUAUAAAUUACGAAAAAAGGAAUCUCACCCUUCCUUUGAUAUCUUAGUGAAACAAGUUAUUAUUCAUGAAAAUUUCAUGACGCCAAAUUUUUAUAAUAAUGAUAUUGCACUUUUAAAACUAUCGAAAAAUAUCACCUUUGAUAAAUAUGCAAUUCCAAUUUGUUUACCAAUGAUGGAUGAUUACACGGGAAGGAAGGCCAUUAUUUUAGGAUGGGGAUUGCUUAAAGAUGCUAAACAAGGAGUACAACGUGGAGAAACAUUACGAAAAGGUACAGUUUCCGUAUUGAAGAACAGUGUUUGCAAAGAAUGGUAUAAUAAAGCUGGGAAGACUUUAAACAUUCAACAACAACAAUUUUGUGCUGGAUAUAAAAAUGGCGGAGUAGAUUCUUGUUUGGGUGAUUCGGGUGGUCCACUCGUGAUAAGUAAUGGAGGUAAAUUUGCAAUAAUUGGAAUAAUAUCUGCAGGAAUUGGUUGUGGAAAACCACUUUUGCCUGGAUUAUAUACGAAAGUUUCAUCGUUUAUUCCGUGGAUUUUAAAUAACAUGAAUGUUUAA
Centruroides sculpturatus (bark scorpion) is the source of this 966-nucleotide messenger RNA. RefSeq names its product transmembrane protease serine 9-like. NCBI's taxonomy places the organism in Eukaryota, Metazoa, Arthropoda, Arachnida, Scorpiones, Buthidae. The record is from RefSeq and is a predicted model, not a curated record. Gene Ontology annotation, biological process: proteolysis. The coding region runs from base 1 to 966 and encodes 321 amino acids. Gene Ontology annotation, molecular function: serine-type endopeptidase activity. The transcript has 6 exons.